GUGGCAGUUAUUGUUUGCAACAGAACCCUGCGGAAACAAAACAUAAGAAAUCCCCAUUUUCUAAAAUCUGACAUUCUCGUUACGAACGGAACAAUUUGAAAUUUACACCGUUAAGAACACCGGAAGUUUCUGAACUUCCAAGACGAAGGAAUGGCUAUUUAAGGAACACUAUUAUUGGCUAUUUGCGUAAAAGUUGAGAGUCUGUUCAAAUCUGUGUUGUAAUCGUUGGUUUUACAACUAAGGGAAAUGUGAAUAGCGAUUAGUGUUUUACACCUUUGGUAUUGCCGCGUUAUUCAUUUAUAAAUAAUUCUCGCGGUCCGCUGGUUAUAUAAGCUGAAGGCAACGCCAGUACGCACACUUCUUUGCACGACAGUUCUUGACCUGACGGAUACUGGAACUCAGAUAACAGGCAUGAUGCUGAAUAAGAUGAUACUGUCGAUAAAUUAUCUAUCGACUUUCAUGUUGGUUAUCUUGAUUUUGAGCAGCUCUGUUGCAUCACAUCCCGCAAUAUCUGAAACUCCAUCUGAUAAAACGGAAAAUAACAAUUCGGACAAGGAGACUUCCCCUGAAGCACAUGUAUCCAACAGAGCGUACACUUCUUCGACGAAUUCCAACAACUCGGUCAACAGUUGGAGGAACCUACUGCCGAGUCAUUUUGGGGAAUUCUUCGAGGUCUUCGUCUUUUUCAUGGAACUGAAAUGGCACUACGAAAUUGAAGACGCUAUAGCGGCAGUUGGCCACAGGAUCAAUAGCGAUCAUUAUCCCAAAGAGAUCGAUGCUACCAAGUCAAUCAGUGUUGAAGCUGAAGAUGUCGAUGACAAAGUUUUUGAACACUUUCUCGAUCGAACAAAGUAUCUGAAAUAUUAUUUGAACGCCAUGGCACCAGUAUACUAUGGCUACCGUAGGAAGUCUGAAAACUGAAAUAUCGCGAUCAUAAACUCUCGUUUUCCAUCCUACGCCAAAAUACUUUGAACAGUUUUGCAAAUGACUUUAAUUUAUUUCAUGCUAUUAAUUGUGGCUGAGUUGCGUUAUUCUUGAUGCUACUGCCAAUUAUUGUAACUUCAAAUAUAUGGGAGAAUAAGAAUAUACAUAUGGAAACUGGG
This is a messenger RNA of Daphnia pulicaria, 1103 nucleotides long. RefSeq lists its product as uncharacterized. NCBI's taxonomy places the organism in Eukaryota, Metazoa, Arthropoda, Branchiopoda, Diplostraca, Daphniidae. The transcript is spliced from 3 exons. The record is from RefSeq and is a predicted model, not a curated record. Bases 412 to 921 code for a protein of 169 amino acids.